GGCUCCCGUGUCUGGCUGCGUGAGAAUGGACAGCACUUCCCGAGCACCGUGGAGUCCUGUGCUGAGGGCGUCGUCGUCUUCAGGACUGACUACGGUCAGGUAUUCACUUACAAGCAGAACACAAUCACACCCCAGAAGGUGACCACCAUGCACCCCAUGAAUGAGGAGGGCGUGGACGACAUGGCGACCUUGAGCGAGCUCCAUGGAGGGUCCAUCAUGUAUAACCUCUUCCAGCGAUACAAGAGGGACCAGAUCUAUACCUACAUCGGCUCCAUCAUUGCCUCCGUGAACCCCUACAAGACGAUCCCGGGGCUUUACGAGCACGAGGCCAUGGAGCAGUACAGCCGGCACCACCUGGGGGAUAUCCCACCUCACAUCUUCGCCAUCGCCAACGAGUGCUACCGCUGCCUGUGGAAGCGCCAUGACAACCAGUGUGUCCUCAUCAGCGGUGAAAGUGGGGCAGGUAAAACCGAAAGCACCAAGCUGAUCCUCAAGUUCCUGUCGGCCAUCAGCCAGCAGUCGCUGGAGUUGUCCUUGAAGGAGAAGGCGUCCAGUGUGGAGCAAGCCAUUCUUGAAAGCAGCCCCAUCAUGGAAGCUUUCGGCAACGCCAAGACCGUCUACAACAGCAACUCCAGUCGCUUCGGGAAGUUUAUUCAGCUGCACAUAUGCCAGAAGGGAAAUAUUCAGGGCGGGAGAAUUGUAGAUUAUUUAUUAGAAAAAAACCGAGUAGUAAGGCAGAACCCUGGGGAGAGGAAUUAUCACAUGUUCUACGCGCUGCUGGCAGGGCUAGGAAGUGAACAGAGAGAAGAGUUUUAUUUAUCUAUGCCAGAAAACUACCACUACUUGAAUCAGUCUGGAUGUCUAGAAGACAAGACAAUCAAUGACAAGGAAUCCUUUCAGGAAGUUAUCACGGCGAUGGAAGUGAUGCAGUUCAGCAAGGAGGAGGUCCGGGAAGUCUUGAGGUUGCUCGCUGGUAUAUUACACCUCGGGAACAUAGAGUUUAUCACUGCUGGCGGGGCACAGGUCUCUUUCAAAACAGCUCUGGGCAGGUCUGCGGAGUUACUGGGCCUCGACUCAACACAGCUCACAGACGCGCUGACCCAGAGAUCAAUGGUCCUCAGGGGAGAAGAGAUCCUCACGCCCCUCAGUGUCCAGCAGGCAGUGGACAGCAGGGACUCCUUGGCCAUGGCACUUUAUUCGAGAUGCUUCGAGUGGGUAAUUAAGAAGAUUAACAGCAGGAUCAAAGGCAAAGAUGACUUCAAAUCCAUUGGCAUUCUCGACAUCUUUGGAUUUGAAAACUUUGAGGUUAACCACUUUGAGCAGUUCAAUAUAAACUAUGCAAAUGAGAAGCUUCAGGAAUAUUUCAACAAGCAUAUUUUUUCCUUAGAACAACUGGAAUAUAGCAGGGAAGGAUUAGUGUGGGAAGAUAUUGACUGGAUUGACAACGGGGAAUGCCUCGACUUGAUUGAGAAGAAACUUGGCCUCUUGGCCCUUAUCAACGAAGAAAGCCACUUCCCCCAGGCCACCGACAGCACCUUGUUGGAGAAGUUACACAAUCAACACGCUAACAACCACUUUUACGUGAAGCCCCGAGUAGCAGUCAACAAUUUUGGCGUGAAACACUACGCUGGAGAGGUACACUAUGACGUGCGGGGGAUCUUGGAGAAGAACAGAGACACCUUUCGAGAUGACCUCCUCAACCUCCUGAGAGAAAGCCGGUUCGACUUCAUCUAUGACCUAUUUGAGCACGUCUCCAGCCGCAGUAGCCAGGACACCCUCAAGUGCGGAAGCAAGCACCGGCGGCCCACGGUCAGCUCACAGUUCAAGGACUCGCUGCAUUCCUUGAUGGCCACGCUGAGCUCCUCGAACCCUUUCUUUGUUCGCUGUAUCAAGCCAAACGUGCAGAAGAUGCCCGACCACUUUGACCAGGCCGUUGUGCUCAACCAGCUGCGGUACUCGGGGAUGCUGGAGACAGUGAGGAUCCGCAAGGCUGGCUACGCCGUCCGGAGGCCGUUUCAGGACUUCUACAAAAGGUAUAGAGUGCUGAUGCGGAACCUCAUCCUGCCGGAGGACGUCCGAGGAAAGUGCACGGUCCUUCUGCAACUCUACGACGCCUCCAGCAGCGAGUGGCAGCUGGGCAAGACCAAGGUAUUCCUUCGUGAGUCCCUGGAGCAGACGUUGGAGAAGCGGCGUGAGGAGGAGGUGAGCCGGGCUGCCAUGCUGAUCCGGGCACACAUCCUGGGCUACAUGGCACGAAAGCAGUACCGGAAGGUCCUUUGCUGCGUGGUGGUGAUACAGAAGCAUUUGCGAGCCUUCCUUCUGAGGAGGAAAUACUUGCACCUGAGAAAAGCGGCCAUCGUCUUCCAGAAGCAACUCAGGGGUCAGAUCGCCCGGAAAGCCUACAGACGGCUGCUGGCCGAGAAGCAGGAGCAGGAAGAGAAGAGGAAGCGGGAGGAAGAGGAGCAGCGGGCACGGGAGGAAGCAGAGAGGGAGCGAGCGAGGAGGGAAGCCGAGCUGCGGGCCCAGCAGGAGGAAGAGGCCAGGCGGCAGCAGGAGCUAGCCACCCUGCAGCAGCGCCAGAGGGAAGCCGAGCUGGCGCGGGAGGUGGAGAAGCAGAAAGAGAACAGGCAGGUGGAAGCCAUCCUGCGCCUGGAGCGUGAGAUCGAGGACCUGCAGCGCCGGAAGGAGCAGCAGGAGCAGGCGCUGACCGAGGCCUCGCUGCAGAGGCUGCAGCAGCUGCGGGAUGACGAGCUCCGGAGGCUGGAGGACGAGGCGUGCAGGGCGGCCCAGGACUUUCUUGAGUCCCUCAACUUCCACGAGAUUGACGAGUGCGUGCGGGACAUCGAGCGCUCGCUGUCGGGGGGCAGCGAGGGCCUGGAGCCCGCGGGCAGGGACAAGCCCAGCUUCAACUUCAGCCAGCCCUACCCGGAGGAGGAGGUGGACGAGGGCUUCGAGGCGGACGACGACGCCUUCAAGGACUCGCCCAACCCCAGCGAGCACGGCCACUCGGACCAGAGGACCAGCGGCAUCCGCACGAGCGACGACUCCUCCGAGGAGGACCCCUACAUGAACGACACGGUGGUGCCCACCAGCCCCGACGCCGACACCACCGUGCUGGCCGCCCCCGUGGGCCCGGACGCCGGCAGCCUGCACACCUCGUCCAGCGGGGAGUCUGCCUACUGCAUGCCCCAGACCCCCGGCCACCUGCCCUCGCCCGACGGCGACUACGACUAUGACCAGGACGACUACGAGGACGGUGCCAUCACCUCCGGCAGCAGCGUCACCUUCUCCAACUCGUGCAGCAGCCAGUGGUCCCCAGACUACCGGUGCUCGGUGGGCACCUACAACAGCUCGGGGGCGUACCGCUUUAGCUCCGAAGGGGCGCAAUCCUCGUUUGAAGACAGUGAAGAGGACUUUGACUCGAGGUUCGACACGGACGACGAGCUGUCGUACCGGCGGGACUCGGUGUACAGCUGUGUCACCCUGCCUUACUUCCACAGUUUCCUGUACAUGAAAGGUGGCUUAAUGAACUCCUGGAAGCGCCGCUGGUGCGUCCUCAAGGACGAGACCUUCCUGUGGUUCCGCUCCAAGCAGGAGGCCCUCAAGCAAGGCUGGCUGCACAAGAAAGGUGGGGGCUCGUCCACGCUAUCCCGGAGGAACUGGAAGCGGCGCUGGUUUGUCCUCCGCCAGUCCAAGCUCAUGUACUUCGAGAACGACAGCGAGGAAAAGCUCAAGGGCACGGUGGAGGUCCGCAUGGCCAAAGAGAUCGUGGACAACACCACCAAGGAGAACGGGAUUGACAUCAUCAUGGCUGACAGGACCUUCCACUUGAUCGCCGAGUCCCCAGAGGACGCCAGCCAGUGGUUCAGUGUGCUGAGCCAGGUCCACGCGUCUACCGACCAGGAGAUCCGGGAGAUGCACGACGAGCAGGCGAACCCCCAGAAUGCUGUGGGCACCUUGGACGUGGGACUGAUUGAUUCUGUCUGCGCUUCUGACAGUCCCGACAGACCCAACUCGUUUGUGAUCAUCACGGCCAACCGCGUCCUUCACUGCAACGCAGACACGCCCGAGGAGAUGCACCACUGGAUCACGCUGCUGCAGAGGUCCAAGGGGGACACCCGCGUGGAGGGCCAGGAGUUCAUCGUCAGAGGAUGGUUGCACAAAGAGGUUAACAACAGCCCGAAGAUGUCGUCACUGAAGCUGAAGAAACGUUGGUUUGUGCUGACCCACAAUUCCUUGGACUACUACAAGAGCUCAGAGAAGAAUGCCAUCAAGUUGGGCACCCUGGUCCUCAACAGCCUCUGCUCCGUCGUCCCUCCAGAUGAGAAGAUCUUCAAAGAGACAGGUUACUGGAACGUCACCGUGUACGGGCGCAAGCACUGCUACCGGCUCUACACUAAGCUGCUCAAUGAGGCCACCCGCUGGUCCAGCGCCAUCCAGAACGUCACCGACACCAAGGCCCCCAUCGACACCCCCACACAACAGCUGAUCCAAGACAUCAAGGAGAACUGCCUGAACGCCGACGUGGUGGAGCAGAUCUACAAGCGGAACCCGAUCCUGCGCUACACCCACCACCCGCUGCACUCGCCGCUGCUGCCCCUACCCUACGGGGACAUCAACCUCAACCUGCUCAAGGACAAAGGCUACACCACCCUCCAGGACGAGGCCAUCAAGAUCUUCAAUUCCCUGCAGCAGCUGGAGUCCAUGUCCGACCCCGUGCCCAUCAUCCAGGGCAUCCUGCAGACGGGCCACGACCUGCGGCCGCUGCGCGACGAGCUCUACUGCCAACUCAUCAAGCAGACCAACAAGGUGCCCCACCCCGGCAGCGUGGGCAACCUGUACAGCUGGCAGAUCCUGGCGUGCCUGAGCUGCACCUUCCUGCCCAGCCGGGGCAUCCUCAAGUACCUCAAGUUCCAUCUCAAGAGGAUACGGGAACAGUUUCCAGGAACCGAGAUGGAAAAAUACUCGCUCUUCAUCUACGAAUCCCUGAAGAAAACCAAGAGCAGAGAGUUUGUGCCCUCCCGGGAUGAAAUCGAAGCCCUCAUCCACCGGCAGGAGAUGACGUCCACAGUGUAUUGCCAUGGCGGGGGCUCCUGCAAGAUCACCAUCGAUUCCCACACCACGGCCGGGGAGGUGGUGGAGAAGCUGAUCCGGGGCCUGGCCAUGGAGGACAGCAGGAACAUGUUCGCCUUGUUCGAGUACAACGGCCACCUGGACAAGGCCAUUGAAAGCCGGACUAUCGUGGCGGACGUCUUAGCCAAGUUUGAAAAGCUGGCUGCCACGUCGGAGGCAGGAGACCUGCCGUGGAAGUUCUACUUCAAACUGUACUGCUUCUUGGACACAGACAAUGUGCCAAAAGACAGCGUGGAGUUCGCAUUUAUGUUUGAGCAGGCCCACGAGGCGGUGAUCCACGACCACUACCCGGCCCCGGAGGAGAACCUGCAGGUGCUGGCCGCCCUGCGUCUCCAGUACCUGCUGGGCGACCACACGCUGCACACGGCCCUGCCGGCCCUGGAGGAGGUGUACUGCCUGCAGAGGCUCCGAGCCCGCAUCAGCCAGUCCACCAAGACCUUCAGCCCCGGCGAGCGGCUGGACAGGCGGCGGACCAGCUUCCUGGACGGCACGCUGCGCCGCAGCUUCCGCACGGGCUCCGCCUCGCGGCAGAAGGCCGAGGAGGAGCAGAUGGUGGACAUGUGGGUCAAGGAGGAGGUGUGCUCCGCACGGGCCAGCAUCGUCGACAAGUGGAAGAAGCUCCAGGGCCUGAGCCAGGAGCAGGCCAUGGUCAAGUACAUGGCCCUCAUCAAGGAGUGGCCUGGGUACGGGUCCACGCUCUUCGACGUGGAGUGCAAGGAGGGCGGCUUCCCGCAGGAGCUCUGGCUGGGCGUCAGCGCCGACGCCGUGUCCGUGUACAAGCGCGGCGAGGGGCGGCCACUGGAAGUCUUCCAGUACGAGCACAUCCUGUCCUUCGGGGCCCCCCUGGCAAACACCUACAAGAUCGUGGUGGAUGAACGGGAGCUGCUCUUCGAGACCAGCGAGGUGGUGGAUGUGGCCAAGCUCAUGAAGGCUUACAUCAGCAUGAUCGUCAAGAAGCGUUACAGCACCACACGCUCCGUCAGCAGCCACGGCAGCUCCAGGUGA
This is a messenger RNA of Elephantulus edwardii (Cape elephant shrew), 6138 nucleotides long. RefSeq names its product myosin X (gene MYO10). Gene Ontology annotation, biological process: signal transduction. The record is from RefSeq and is a predicted model, not a curated record. Bases 148 to 6138 code for a protein of 1996 amino acids. NCBI's taxonomy places the organism in Eukaryota, Metazoa, Chordata, Mammalia, Macroscelidea, Macroscelididae. Gene Ontology annotation, molecular function: protein binding; ATP binding; cytoskeletal motor activity. The transcript is spliced from 40 exons. Gene Ontology annotation, cellular component: cytoskeleton; myosin complex.